Messenger RNA from Penicillium chermesinum, 2916 nucleotides. It is a transcript of the gene pdeB, whose product is annotated as 3',5'-cyclic-nucleotide phosphodiesterase PDE2. The record is from RefSeq and is a predicted model, not a curated record. NCBI's taxonomy places the organism in Eukaryota, Fungi, Ascomycota, Eurotiomycetes, Eurotiales, Aspergillaceae. Gene Ontology annotation, biological process: signal transduction. Bases 1 to 2916 code for a protein of 971 amino acids. The transcript is spliced from 3 exons. Gene Ontology annotation, molecular function: 3',5'-cyclic-nucleotide phosphodiesterase activity.
AUGGUGGACCGUGUGGAAUCAUCGGGCGUGUACAUCGACGACCGAGUGCGCCGCUUCGUUCUCCGCCCCGACGAGCCCGAGGCUCUGCAGGCGGAUGUGGAGCAACUACUGGACGUGUGCAAAAAGAUCUACCUCUGCAGCAGCGGCUCCUCCUUCGCCACAAAACUGGCCGAGCUGAGCGACCGAUCGGGCAGCGACUGUGUCCCAAUAUUUGCGUUUUUCGGAAUUGACUUUGGAAGCGACGAAUCGAAUGUUGCUCGCCGGAAGGCCCAUCGGGCCUCGUGGAUAGACAAUGGUCCUCCUUCGCCCGGCUCCGUCCAGCGCACUUUUACCUUCUCUUCGCAUUUCGAUGAAGCCCCUGGACUGUCUCUUCUUUCCGGUAUCUCCACCGAUAUCCAAGUCCAAGAAGGCCCGAAUCUCGUCGUUCCGAUCGCGAUCCUUCGUUCCACCAGCUCCAGUGCGCCCGAUGCUUCAGAAAUAGGGGAAUUGAACCGGAAUCCAGUGACCUUAGAGCACAAGCAGAUUGCUCGGUGUCUCGAUGCCGGCGCCAUUGAUGUAUUAACUACGCCGCUCGAUCGACCUAGGAUUCAGGGCUUGGUGGUCCAUGCAUAUAGGACCCGGCGCACGGCGCAAAAGGAAAUGUCGCGCUUUUUAUCACGAAGGAAGCAGCGCAAGCUUUCGUGGGUUGGCACCAACGACGAAGAGCCUUACUCUUACCUAAGAGAGGCGAUGGUUUCUAAACUCAUGAAGGGAAUUUGCAAUCCAGAGGAGAUUAUCGAUGAUUUCCAGGAUCACGGACUUGACGUCAAGCCGGAGCGUGAGGCAUACAUCAAACAGCAAGUGGGCAGCUGGGGGUUCUCCGCACAUGAAUUCUCCGAGGACGAGCUGGUCUUCGGAGCAUGCACGAUACUCCAACAUGCUUUCACCCUGCCGGGGCUGGAGCAUUGGCAUUUGGCUCCCGGCGAGCUGCAGACAUUCUUACUUGCGUGCCGUGCAGCAUACAAUUCCUUCGUCCUCUAUCACAACUUCCGCCAUGCGAUCGACGUCGUUCAGUCGGUCUUUUGCUUUCUCCUCCACAUUGGUGCUCUGCCUCCGUACGAACCAAUUGGCCAAACUGCCGUUGAAAAAUCACCUGUCACCUCUCUUCUUUCCCCCUUCGACUCCCUCACACUACUCAUCUCCGCUAUCGGCCAUGACGUCGGCCACCCCGGAGUCAACAACUUCUUUCUUGUCAAGCUUAAUGCACCUUUAGCACAGCUCUAUAAUGAUAACUCCGUUCUCGAAGCGUUCCACUGCGCUGCGUUUUCGCAGAUUCUGCGUCGUCACUGGCCCGCCGCAUUCAAGGAUAAGCAACUUCGAAAGCUUCUUAUCAGCUCGAUUCUCGCAACGGAUAUGGGUGUGCAUCAAAAAUUCAUGGAGCGCAUGGGGUCGCUUCAAGAAAAGUUUUAUGAAAAUGGGAAGUCGGUCGAGGGCUGGAAACCCCAGGAUAUCGAAAUGUACAAGUCCCUUGUGUGUGGCCUUUUGAUCAAAUGCGCCGAUAUUAGCAACGUGGCACGGCCGUGGAUGAUUGCCGAGAAAUGGACUCAGAUUCUCCAAGAAGAGUUUGCCAACCAAGGCGAGAUGGAAAAGGAAGUUGGUAUGGAGACUGCGCUGUUCGGUGGCCCACCGGAGCUGGGUAACAUUUACAAGCUGGCAACAGGCCAGAUUGGGUUCAUGUCCAUCUUUGCUUUGCCCCUCUUCGAGGGUGUCUCUGAUUUGCUUCCUACCUUGCAGUUCACCGCGGACCACAUUCGCGAUAACCAAGCGCAGUGGCAACAGCUGGCCAACGAUGAGAUGCGGAAACAAGGACUCCAAGUUGAAGAUCCUAAGGAAAAUACUGUCUCUCCUCGCUCCCGGAGUCCUGCUCGCCCUGGUGAGACUGAUGGGGUCGAUGAAGCAGAGGAAGCUCCUGGCUUGGCGGGAGAGAAAUGUCGUAACUCUAUCUCGCCUGGUUCAUCUGAGGAAACCGUUUCUCAGCCUAGUGCUUACCCGGAGAACACUAUAGAGCCUGUGACUUCCCCAGACACCCCGGGCCCCCAGAUCGAGAUUACUGGGAGUCCACUCGGUCCUGAUCUGCCUUCACGCAAGUCUUCUAGUGCGAUGCCGGACCUUGCCUACUUCUCUAACCCUGUGGCCCCGAAACGGGCAUCAGAAGGCAAGCAAUACCGCACUGCACUCACAGAGGACACACCGUCUUCUGCCGACCCAGCGACCCUGGCAGCCGCAUUUUAUGCCAGUUCAGCUACAAAUAACAGUGCCGCCCCAGCUGGGCCAGAUCGCGACUCCGUUGAUCGGCCGAGCAGUUCUCGUCAAGGGCCUCCUCCUUCUCACCAUGCACAUCACAGCUCCUCCGUACGCACCUCUGGACCGUCUAGCUCCAACCGCAACAGUUGCACCCGUACUCACAGCAUCAGCGCAUACAGCAACAACAUGACGCCGAUCUCCCCGGCCACUAAUGCUACCAGCUUUUUGGCCGUCGACAGCGGGGAUGAGAAGCGUAUCUCCGAUGACAGUGCUCCCCAGAGCGAGACAGGGGGUCCAGAUGACAGCAGUACUCGUCCGAGUACCUCAUAUGCUUCCAACAUGGGUGACCACGAGAGCAACUACAGUCCUGGCCGCAGUUCUUGCAUGGCUCCCAGCCAUUCAUCUGAGGAUGGCCAUAGCAAGGAACUUUCCACGACUAUCAUCAACGGUACUCGAAGCCCCACUCAAUCAACCGCCACUGGAGGCAGUACUCAGAACGAGCACAUGUCAGGGGAGGACAGCAGAAACGGCGGACCUGGACUGCGCCGGCUACCAAAGCGUCGCAGCCGACUGCGUCUUGCGUUCUGGAAACGCCGCAAUCACCAUCAGCAAGAAGUCCAAGGCGAAAGUUGA